UAGUAAAUAUUGUCGCCCUUUUGACGUUUCGUUCGUCUGUCAUGUCGAAGAAAGAAAGCCCUUUGUAGUGAAAAUGUUUGCAGAGGUAGAUGUUUUUAUCAGUAAUUACACUUUGGUCGACCCGGAGGUCUACCAGCUAUGGAUCGAAGGCUACUCCUCCACCGAAGCGGUGACCUUACUGAAACAAAAGGACAACCUGAUGGCGGGCAUUCCAUUGGACCUGAUCACAUCGGACGUCCUUGACCACUACCGUACCUACUCGCUGUUGGAGCGCCUACUGCACACUCCACCGAAGCUCUCGGAGCAACCAACAUUCCAGCUGGAGCCGCAGAGCCGUUCUCUGCUGAUAGAGAAGUACUACUCGCUGGAUGAUUCCGUGGCGCGGGAGCUGUUCGGCAAGAAGUUCAACGCCCGCAACCGGAAAGACCUGGACGAGGUGGCAGAGAAGACCGGCGUGCGGCUCAAGUCCUGUCGGCGUCAGUUCGACAACGUAAAGCGUAUCUUCAAGGCCGUCGAAGAGAUGCCGGGAAACACGGCCACCAACAUCAAGCAGUUGUUCAUACUGUCCGACGAGUUGGCCCAGAAGUAUGCCGCCGUGGUGUUCAUUGCGUGUUUGCGCUUCGAAACGACGAAGCGCAAGCUGCAGUAUCUUAACUUUAAAGAUUUCUACGAGUGUUCACAAGCAAUCAUGACAAACUGGACUUAUACUUACCAGCAUGCUGGCCCGGAAUAUUAUGAUACAGAAAUGGACAAGGAGUUUCUUUUGGACCUGAGAGAAAUACGGUAUCUGCUUGACAAAGAGAAGGAAAUAAAAUGUUUGGUCACAAUUCGCCUGAAACCGACCAUGCUCGACCGGACCUACCAGGAGAUGGAUGCCAGUUUUCGUUCGUACUGGCGCUCCAUCAUCACCAUCGCCACCAGUUUGCAUCGGACGCGUGAGAUGCGGCAACUCUUCCUGGAACUGACCGAACGGCUCAUCGAACCGUGGAAGCUGAACAACUGGCCCAGGGAUCAAGUCGCACAGUUUAUGCAGUGCCUCACGCAAGCCGUCCUGGAUCUGGAGGUGCCCCGGGACAAUCAGGACAUUCGCUGCCUGUGGGAUCGCUACAUGCAGGUGGUUACGAUUUGUUUGCUGAAGAUGUAUCACAAUUAGCGAGGGGAAACUGGCAAUAGAGACUUAACACAUUCUUCCGAUGCAUAUUAGACACGCGAAUUUGAUUUAAGAGUUGAAAUAAAACGAACUCCAUGUCGUCAUAUCAGCGAACCGUA
Molecule: messenger RNA, 1269 nt
Organism: Aedes albopictus (Asian tiger mosquito)
Lineage: Eukaryota; Metazoa; Arthropoda; Insecta; Diptera; Culicidae
Gene: Fibp
Product: acidic fibroblast growth factor intracellular-binding protein
Exons: 4
Coding region: 74-1153 (359 amino acids)
Cellular component (GO): nucleus
Source: RefSeq, a predicted model, not a curated record